AUGGAGGGAGAUGAAGAGGAAGACUACAUGUCUGAUUUGUUUAUUCAACAGGAUGUAAGGCCGGGCUUGCCCAUGGUGAGGAGGGUGAAGGAAGCUAUUCAGAAGGAGGAAAAGCAAAAAGAAGCCAAUGAGAAGAACAGGCAGAAGAGUAUAAAAGAAGAGGAAAAGGAGAGACGUGACUUGGUAUUGAAAAGUGCGUUGGGCAACGAGAACAAAGGCUUUGCUUUGCUCCAGAAGAUGGGCUACAAAAGUGGCCAGGCCCUUGGCAAAAGCGGAGAAGGCAUUGUUGAACCUAUUCCCCUGAACAUAAAAACAGGCAGAAGUGGGCUUGGUCAUGAGGAAUUAAAAAAACGAAAAGCAGAAGAAAAACUGGAAAACUAUAGACAAAAACUCCAUAUGAAAAAACAAGCAAAUGAACAAGCUGCAGAUCAGUUCAGAACAAGAUUCAAAACCAAACAAGAAGAACGUAAGAUGGAAGGGGACCUGCGAAAAAGCCAGAGGGCCUGCCAGCAAUUAGAUAUGCAAAAAGAUAUUGAUGUUCCCAAGGAGCCUUGGUUUUGGAUAGAACUUGAAGAGGAGGACAAAAAGGAUGAGGAGGACAAGGAAGAUGACUGCACAAGCUCAGACAUCAGUGUAUCAGAAAAGCUGCACAUCCUGACUGCCUAUUUGAGAGAAGAACACUUUUAUUGCAUUUGGUGUGGAACAACCUAUGAAGACUCUGAAGAUUUAUCUUCAAACUGUCCUGGAAACAGUGCUGCAGAUCAUGACUAAAGCCUUUCUAAAGGAAGGAGUCCUAGAUAA
This is a messenger RNA of Acanthisitta chloris (rifleman), 801 nucleotides long. RefSeq names its product G patch domain containing 11 (gene GPATCH11). Gene Ontology annotation, molecular function: nucleic acid binding. Gene Ontology annotation, cellular component: kinetochore. The transcript is spliced from 8 exons. The coding region runs from base 1 to 771 and encodes 256 amino acids. The record is from RefSeq and is a predicted model, not a curated record. Lineage: Eukaryota; Metazoa; Chordata; Aves; Passeriformes; Acanthisittidae.